AUGCGGUCAGAAAACGUCCUUUGCGCCUUGGGCCUAGCGCCUUUCCUCAGUCUUUGCAACCCCAUUCGCAAUUAUGAGCCAUUACUGUUGAAUGAGGAAGAAGGUAAUACCACUACCACCAACGCACUGUCACAACAUACUACAGGCCGGUCUACAUCGGAAAGCGAAUCAAUGCCACCAAUUUUAUUUCAGCAUUGGGAAGCUCAAAGAGGAGGGGCAAAAGGCACGGUGAAUCACAUCAGCCCUGAUGGUAGGCCGACCUUCGAAUUCCAAAUUCAGGGCAAGUGGCACUGCGACCCUACCAUGAAGAGACUUGUUCAAAAAUCGGGUGGAGCUCCAGGUUAUCCCAUACUUCAUAGAGGAGCAGUGAGGUCAAACAACAUAAGGAGGAAACAGGGUGGUUAUUUUGACGAUACUGAUGGGCCAUGCAGCAACAGAAACAAAGGCCAGAAAACAAACUACUUCUAUCAGCAGGGCGAUAACAAAAAUUCUCUAGAAGAGAUGCAUAUGGCAUUCAUGGAAGAGGGGGGCCUUUAUGUACCAGAAGAUGGGUAUAUCGGACAAACAAAACUACUACCUGGCGUCGGACGUAGCCAAGCCUUUCGAUGCGUGAAGUCAGAGAAAAUAAGAGUGGCUCAAUUGCUUUCAAGAACUUCCAGAGAGGUAUUAACGAGAUCGAAUCUAGGUUCUGGUCCUAGAUGGGCCGGGGCAAUACAGAAACGAGGAAUACAGCCAAAAGACUCCAAGUCAGAUAAGACACCAAAAGGUCGACAUAGCAGAGACUACCCGCAGGAAGCAUUUAUAAUAGAUGUCUUUAACUACGGCGCCUUACAAACAUUAGACUGGGCAUAUGACUGGGAAUCGUCCGAAUCAGAAUGUGAAAGUGACGGGCGGCAAUUCCUUGGCCUUUAUCUUCCUAGUAUGGACGACAUGGACAAGAUCCUGCUAGAAGCUCGGAAAAGGUCAUCAGGUGAACUCUCGUCAGACAAACCGACUAACUAUACUUUGCCCAAUAGACCGAAAAAGGGCACAGUCAAGAAAGAAAGGGCUAGUUUUACUGACUUGUUUGAGAACAAAGGGAACAAACAUUGGGAGACAAAGGCUAUGGAAUCAUCAAAGCGUGGGGGGGUAAAUACCGUACCACCAUCGACUCUCCAGAAGGGGGGAAAUACCAAGGGAUUUUCUAAACCGCCUCCCCAGACUCCUGCCAACCAAGCAAUUACAGUGCAAGAACCGUCAGCACCGUCAAAACCAAAGUCUCAAGUACAAUUCUGGAAUGACUUAGAACCUAUCCUCUUUAAAGGCUGGAAGGAUCCGGAGAGCGCUUGGGACAAGCUGGACGAGGACGAUAUUACGACAUAUGACGCUCUUUUCCCAAAUCCGCCGACCCUCGAUCUGGAUAAACUCUUACGCCCUUUAAAAAGGGGCUGGCAAUUCUUUCCAUCCUCGAGCACAGGAGUAAAAGAUGGAAAUGAGAACUGUGGUGGCCACAAAGAUCUACAUCGUUUUACUAUACCCUCGAUACCUGUUGAUAGCACUCCUUCAAAGCCAAGUAAGGGUAUAAGGGGAAAAUACUAGAAUGACCCUAAACAAAUGUAGAAGCACAGACAAAAUAUCAGUGUUCCGUUUUGGAUGAGGCUUUGUAAGAGAGCUUAAAAUACUCCCCCAUAUCCUGUGUAAACAACCCUCUGCCUGGAGAGGCACCUAGCCACUCUAUCCCACACUCUUCAGCUACAUUUACC
Messenger RNA from Amorphotheca resinae ATCC 22711, 1742 nucleotides. RefSeq lists its product as hypothetical. The coding region runs from base 1 to 1578 and encodes 525 amino acids. NCBI's taxonomy places the organism in Eukaryota, Fungi, Ascomycota, Leotiomycetes, Helotiales, Amorphothecaceae. The record is from RefSeq and is a predicted model, not a curated record. The transcript is spliced from 3 exons.